Messenger RNA from Acanthosepion pharaonis, 918 nucleotides. The record is from the annotation of a GenBank genome assembly. Lineage: Eukaryota; Metazoa; Mollusca; Cephalopoda; Sepiida; Sepiidae.
AUGUGUAGGAGAGUCCACCAUAUCUAUCUAUCUAUAUCAUUCUGUUCAUAUUCAUCUAUCUAUCUAUCUAUCUAUCUAUCUAUCUAUCUAUCUAUCUAUCUGAUUUGUUCAUAUUCAUCUAUCUAUACAUCUAUCCAUCUAUCUAUCCAUUCUGUUCAAAUAUAUAUAUCUAUCUAUCUAUAUCUAUCUAUCUAUCUAUCCAUCCAUCGAAUUCUCCAAUCAUUAUCUAUCUAUCUAUCUAUCUAUCUAUCUAUCUAUCCAUCUAUCUAUCCUCAUUCUGUUCACAUUCAUCUAUCUAUCUAUCCAUCUAAUUCUCACAUCCAUCUAUCUAUCUAUCUAUCUAUCUAUCUAUCCAUCUCAUUCACACACAUAUACAUCUAUCUAUCUAAUUUGUUCACUAUUCAUCUAUCUAUCUAUCUAUCAUAUCAUCUAUCUAUCUAUCCUAUUCUGUUCAUAUUCAUUCAUCUAUCUAUUCAUCUAUCUAUCUCAUUCUGUUCAUAUUCAUUCAUUCAUUCAUUCAAUAUAUUCAAUUCUCAUAUUCAUUCCAUUCAUUCAUCUAUCUAUUCAUCUAUCUCAUUCUGUUCAUAUCUAUUCAUCUAUCUAUUCAUUCAUUCAUCUAUCUAUCUAUCUAUCUAUUCAUUCUCUGUAUCAUUAUCUAUCUAUUCAUCUAUCUAUUCAUUAUCUAUCCAUUCAUAUCUAAUUCUGUUCAUAUUCAUCUAUCUGUUCAUCUAUCUAUCUCAUUCUACUUUACACUCAUCAGAGCGUUAUGGCCUACCCUAUCUCCUCACUUCUUUCUUUCUUUCUUUGUUUUCUUUGUUUUCUUUGUUUUCUUUUUUUUCUUUUUUUUCUUUUUCUUUUUUUUUCUUUUUUUUCUUUUUUUUCUUUAUUACGUAUGCUUUUAUCUUUUCUUCUCUUUAA